Aspergillus brunneoviolaceus CBS 621.78 is the source of this 828-nucleotide messenger RNA. RefSeq names its product putative thiol methyltransferase. The transcript has 2 exons. Bases 1 to 828 code for a protein of 275 amino acids. Gene Ontology annotation, molecular function: S-adenosylmethionine-dependent methyltransferase activity. The record is from RefSeq and is a predicted model, not a curated record. NCBI's taxonomy places the organism in Eukaryota, Fungi, Ascomycota, Eurotiomycetes, Eurotiales, Aspergillaceae.
AUGCAACAGAAAGUCAGGGACACGUUAGCCAAGUAUCAAGGGGAUAACUAUGUUGACGGCUGGGCUGAGCUCUGGGAUAAGAACGAAAAUUUGCCUUGGGACAAGGGUGUUCCUAAUCCCGCAUUGGAAGAUACCCUCAUUCAGCAGCGCGCGACCGUCGGAGGCCCAAUUGCCACGGAUGCACAGGGAGCAACCUACAGAAAGAAAGCAUUGGUUCCCGGCUGUGGCAGAGGAGUGGAUGUGCUUCUUCUUGCGAGCUUUGGCUACGAUGCCUAUGGACUGGAGUAUAGCGAUGCUGCAGUCAAUAUUUGUGAGAGCGAGGCGGCUCAGAAUGGAGACAAGUACCCUGUCCGAGAUGCUGGAAUAGGUCGAGGAAAAAUCGCUUUCGUGCAAGGCGACUUUUUCAAGAAUGACUGGUUGGAGAGUCUACAACUACCGCUUAACUGCUUUGACUUGAUAUACGAUUAUACGUUCUUCUGCGCACUAAAUCCAACGAUGCGACCAAAUUGGGCUUUGCGACACACCCAGCUUCUGGCGCCUUCGCCGCGCGGCAACCUAAUCUGCUUAGAGUUUCCAAGGCACAAGGACCCGACGCAGCAGGGACCCCCUUGGGGAGUCUCAUCGGAGGCCUACAUGGAGCAUUUGAGUCACCCGGGUGAACAGAUCCCGUAUGACGCUCAGGGUCGAUGCAAGAUGGAUCCUCUUCGCGAGCCAAGCGAGCAUGGUCUCGAGCGCGUGGCGUACUUUCAGCCAGCCCAGACACAUGAGGGUGGCAAGGACAGCAACGGGGUGGUUCAAGAUCGAGUCUCCAUAUGGCGCCAUCGGUAG